AUGGCCACAAAACUCCUGUCACGCUUUGCUUGGGCUACCAGCCCUUUCAUUGUAAGCGCUCCUAUGCGUGUUAUGUCCAGUCCAGCCCUGGCAUUCGCUGUAUCUCAGGCAGGCGGUUUGGGCUUCAUUGGCCCCGGAGCUAAGACGCAAGACACCGAGACCGAUCUUGAAGAAGCAAAAAAGCUCGUGGAGAAAGCCAAGACCUCGUCGAAUUCCUUUGGGGAAUCUUCGCGCGGUGAUCAGCCAACAUUACCGGUGGGUAUCGGCUACCAGUUGUGGGGAGACGACAUCGAAGUCGCCGUCAGAGCCAUCGAGCGCUUCAGACCCUGUGCUGCGUGGCUUUACGCUCCAAAGAACGGUCCACAAGAUUUUGACGAUUGGUCCCGUCGAAUCCGACAAGCAUCACCAAAGACCGAAAUCUGGAUUCAGAUAGGUACUUUGGCAGAGGCAAGGCAACUUCUUCAAAAUUCAGAAAAGCCUGAUGUCGUGGUCGUCCAGGGAGCAGAGUCGGGAGGCCAUGGACGGGCAAAAGAUGGACUUGGCUUGAUGACCCUGUUCCCUGAGGUCGCAGAUGUCAUGAAGGGGAGCGAGAUCAAUCUAUUGGCGGCUGGAGGCAUUGCCGAUGGGCGAGGAGUUGCCGCCGCCCUGUGUCUUGGGGCGUCGGGUGUCGCGAUGGGCACUCGAUUCCUAGCUGCGACUGAGGCUCGAAUCAGCAAAGGAUAUCAGGAGGAGAUCGUUCGGGCUUCAGAUGGGGCCGUCUCGACGACACGAACCUUGUUGUAUAACCACCUUCGGGGUACCUUCGGAUGGCCUCCGGAGUACAGUCCAAGAACUAUUAUAAAUAAAUCAUAUGAGGAGCACACGGCAGGACGGGCCUUUGACGAUCUCAAAGCGCUGCACGACGAGGCCUUGAAAGGCGGGGAUAGUGCCUGGGGACCAGAGGGUCGAACAGCAACGUAUGCAGGAGCUGCCAUCGGCCUGAUUCACGAUGUUGCGAGCGCAGGCGAGAUUGUCCAUCACAUUCGGGAAGAAGCGCGCAGCAGGUUGCAGUGUCUGGCUUCAGACUAG
This is a messenger RNA of Penicillium diatomitis, 1068 nucleotides long. RefSeq names its product nitronate monooxygenase. Gene Ontology annotation, molecular function: nitronate monooxygenase activity. The transcript has a single exon. The coding region runs from base 1 to 1068 and encodes 355 amino acids. Lineage: Eukaryota; Fungi; Ascomycota; Eurotiomycetes; Eurotiales; Aspergillaceae. The record is from RefSeq and is a predicted model, not a curated record.